This is a messenger RNA of Acyrthosiphon pisum (pea aphid), 995 nucleotides long. It is a transcript of the gene wupA, whose product is annotated as troponin wings up A. The record is from RefSeq and is marked provisional. Lineage: Eukaryota; Metazoa; Arthropoda; Insecta; Hemiptera; Aphididae. Gene Ontology annotation, biological process: muscle contraction. Gene Ontology annotation, cellular component: troponin complex.
GUGACGAGUCCUGUUCAAUCCGGUGAAGUCCUGCGAAGUCAGCUGCCGCGCCGCCCUCCAGACAGUUCAGAUUAUUUUUAUUUACUCGAAAAGCACAAAACAACCCGUCAACCAUGGCCGACGAUGAAGCUAAGAAAGCAAAACAGGCGGAAAUCGACCGCAAGAGGGCCGAAGUGCGCAAGCGUAUGGAAGAGGCGUCCAAGGCCAAGAAGGCCAAGAAGGGUUUCAUGACCCCAGACAGAAAGAAGAAACUCCGUCUGUUGUUGAGAAAAAAGGCGGCCGAAGAGUUGAAGAAAGAACAAGAACGCAAAGCUGCCGAACGAAGGCGGAUCAUCGAAGAGCGGUGCGGACAACCGAAGAACAUCGACGACGCCGGCGAAGAUACGAUCAAACGGGUGAUCAAAGAGUAUUACGACAGGAUCACGAAAUUAGAAGAUCAAAAGUUCGACUUGGAAUACGUCGUGAAAAAGAAAGAUUUCGAGAUCAGCGAAUUGAACAGCCAAGUCAAUGACUUACGAGGAAAAUUCGUCAAACCAACAUUGAAGAAGGUUUCCAAAUACGAAAACAAAUUCGCAAAACUCCAAAAGAAAGCGGCGGAGUUCAACUUCAGAAACCAACUGAAAGUAGUGAAGAAAAAGGAGUUCACCUUGGAAGAAGAAGACAAAGAGAAAAAACCCGAUUGGUCCAAAAAGGGAGACGAAAAGAAGGUAAAGGAAGAAGUGGAAUACGAGGCAUAAAGACCUCGAACGAAGCUUAUCAUUGUGUUUCCAAUGAAUUGCAUAUUUUUACCCAGUUUUAUUUAUUUUCAUUAUUCUAUGUUCUUUCAACACCAGCAUGUAAUUGUUAUAACCAAAAUAUUUGUUGUCAAACAUGACAGAUCAUAAAUGUCUCAUUAAACUUAUUUCGUGUACAAGUUUAUUAACAAACCUAAAAAUAUCAACCUGUGUCUUUCAACCUUUGUAUGAUCCCUAAAAAAAAAUCACGUUGUAUUCGAA